Molecule: messenger RNA, 1038 nt
Organism: Trypanosoma conorhini
Lineage: Eukaryota; Euglenozoa; Kinetoplastea; Trypanosomatida; Trypanosomatidae
Product: nuclear lim interactor-interacting factor
Exons: 1
Coding region: 1-1038 (345 amino acids)
Molecular function (GO): phosphoprotein phosphatase activity
Source: RefSeq, a predicted model, not a curated record
AUGCUGUACCGUGCGUGCUGGCGGCGGCUGCCGCGCCGCGCCUCGGCCGGGGCCUGCGGCACAUGGAUGGCGUCGUGCCGCCCGUACAACACGGCACUGCCGUCAAAGAGUAAAAAGGCCGCCUCGGGCGGAGGCGUCUUCGCGCGUGCGCAGUCCGGCGUUCACAUGUACGCCAACAAGGAGAAUGCGUGGAGUGGGCACACCGACGACCGUUUUUACGGCGCCAAGCGGCUCCGGGAGUACUGGCGUCGGAUGCUGAAGGAUCGCGGGGUGCGGUAUUACUUAUUCGGCACCGUCGUCGUGAUGGCCGCGGCGGGGGCAAAGCUGUGGCGGCUGCAGGAGCAGCAGAAGGAGGCGCUUGGGCUCCUCGGCCCCAAGAAGAAGGCGUACCGCAGCCGGCUGACGGUCGUGCUCGACGUCGACGAGACGAUCGUGUCGUACGGUGACAAGGCCUUCCGCAUGAAGGCCGGCAUGGUGGUGCGGCCGUACCUGGCGGAGCUGCUCGACUACCUCGCCGCCAUUGACGCGGAGGUGGUGCUGUGGUCGGGCUGCAGCGAGCGGUACAUGCGGCAGGUGCUGAACGUGAUUGACCCCGGCGGGAUACGUGUGUCGCAGUACAUUGUGCGCCACCGUGACUGGUUCACCCGGGACAACUACUACGAGAAGAACGUGCUCUGGCUGAAGCGCCCGCUGGAGGACACCCUCAUCGUGGAGAACCGCCCACUGAGCGUGCGCAACUGCAACGCCAACGCCAUCCUUGUGGAGGACUUUGUGCGUGGGGAGUACAUGGACAACGGCCAGGACUACCCCCCCAAGGACCACGCCAUGCGCACCCUGAGGCAAAUUCUUCAGGACCUGCAGGAGUCGGGGCGGCCUGUGCAGGAGUACCUCGCCGACGCCAAGCACCGCAACAAGGAAAUUAAGGAGAUUCCGUGCCAUUUGGCAUUCAGACAGUUGCCGGAUGAGUUGGCGCGGGGUGUCUUUUACUUUGUCGGGGGCAAGUACCGGGCUGCUGCAGGUGCGGACAGAAGAGGGUAA